Messenger RNA from Monomorium pharaonis (pharaoh ant), 8639 nucleotides. RefSeq lists its product as uncharacterized. The record is from RefSeq and is a predicted model, not a curated record. The coding region runs from base 535 to 8412 and encodes 2625 amino acids. Lineage: Eukaryota; Metazoa; Arthropoda; Insecta; Hymenoptera; Formicidae. Gene Ontology annotation, cellular component: centrosome; midbody; lysosomal membrane. Gene Ontology annotation, molecular function: metal ion binding; phosphatidylinositol-3-phosphate binding. The transcript has 16 exons. Gene Ontology annotation, biological process: regulation of cytokinesis; mitotic cytokinesis; double-strand break repair via homologous recombination.
UUUUAGUCACCUCUCUAUGAUAGCCGGCUUGUAUAUUAUUGCUACGUCGUUUAUAUUAUUGACAGCAUGGUCGUAGAUUUAGCGUUGUUACGACUAAAACACUCCAUUGUAGAUGGCCCUUAAGUAGUAUUUUUCUUUCUAUACUCUAUAGCGAGCCGCCAAUUUCCAUUGUUUCUAUUGCGAUGCUCGGUCCAUUCUUUAUAGAAAAACUUUGUUCAAAUUUUUGAACAUUGUUGAUAUAAUCAAUCGCGUUUUAUAUUUGUAUUAUUGUGUUGAUGCAUUGUUUAUUUUUGCAUUUCUUCUUAAAUUACUUAAUCAUCUUACCAAGAAUUUUGUAGAUUGGUCAAAAUGCCCUAUCUAACCUGAGGGUUAGAGGGCAAGAACUAUUAAACUUUCAAGUCAAUUUUAUGUUGAUGGUUCUAUAUUUUACAAGUACGGUAAAGAGUACGAUCAGAUUUUACAAAAUACUGAUGUACAAUCGAAGAGAAAGGAAAUAAUACGAAACACCAACUAUUUAUUAUAUAUAAGGCAAUAAUGUCGAAGCAGAUUAAAGAACUGGAAUUGAAUAAGUAUAUUUUGUCUCGAUUAUGGUACACAUCUCUAAACAUUUUCCACAUAAACGAUAGCAAUUUUUUAAAGGAAUUUCAUUACAAUUGCCAUGUCGACUUAAUGGAAUUGAAAACUAUAAUUGAAAACUUAAUACAUUCUCCAAAUGAGGAACAAUAUCAAUGGAUCGCCUAUGUAUUGCUAUGGAAACUUAUAAAUGGCAAGUCGUUUAAUGUCGACUGUGAUAUACAGUGCAAUAUUCAAACACAUCUUGAUUGUAUACAAAUGAAAAGUGCAAUAGAGCUAUGUGACAAUGUAACAGACUGUUUAUAUAAGGAAUUGUUAGUAUUUCUUCAGAAAACUAGCAUGGAAUGUAAAAGAAAAUACACUUCAAAUAUUAUAUUUCAACAAAUUCUUAUAUUCCUAAAAAAUAACAUACUUAUCAAUGCAGAGAUUGUGUGCUGGAUUAUAAACAAAUUAAUAUCUGUGAUUCCAAAUGCACAUGACAUUGCUAGUAAUCUACAGGAUAUUUAUUUUUUUACUUUGAAGUCGUGUUUAGCAUACAUUCCAGCUGGAAGAAACUGGUACAAAAAUCAUACAGUGAGUGAUUCUUCUGAAACUGAUUCAACUAUCUGUGAUGAUUAUCUACGAACUGCUCUACAACUUUUGUCAAAAGUAGACAUAAAUGCGAAUGCGCAAAUUGAAUUUCUACGAACAGUUUAUCCUACUCUUUCGAAAUUAUAUUAUAUUAAUGAUAUUGAAUUUGCAUUAUAUUCGAAGAAAAAUGAGAAUUUGUUGUGCGAAUGGCUUUCACUUUGGGAUAACACACAUGCGUGUUUCGAAAGCGCCACUACUUCGCUUGCGGCAUAUAAAAUAAGUGAAAAUAUAUUUAAACUAACAGAAAGCUGUGAAAUGUUUCUGUGCAAACGGGAAUUACUUAAAGGAACAAGUGAAAAAAAAUUACAUUGGUUGAAUAAUAUUUUGGAUAUAUGUUACACCUUAACAACAAAUGGGAACUACAGCGAAGUCGAAUUAUUGUUAUCGUGCGAUUUGUUAAAAAGAUUAUAUCCAGUGUUAUUGUUUAAAACAUUAAACGAUUGUCUGCAAGAGAUAAUGAAUAUCAGCGAAAAUUAUGACAAUGAUAUUUCAAUCUGCAAAUCUAUUGACUUUCUCUUGGAGAAAUGUUAUCCUGAUCUAUGCAAUGACUAUGAUUUAAACAGAUUGUACAUGCUUUUAAAAAGCCACAUUAGAAUCGCGAUAUACAUUCUACAGUGGAAGAAAAGUCAUUUUACAAAUACGAAAUUAGAUAAAGAAGCAAAAAAUUUACAUUUUGAUGCAAUCAAACAGACAGUAUCCGUGAAACAGAUUUUGUUCCUUUUGCAAAAACACAAUGUACUUUUCGUCCUGAAAUUCAUGACGAAUAUACACGAUCAGAAUCACAGUGACAUCCAGGAUUUAUUGGAAGAGACCACUCCAAGUCAAUCCGCGAGCUUCCAAGCGUAUUGCUGCUUAAUAAGCGCUUUAAAAGCUGUUUUCUUAUGUGAAUCUUAUAACACGGAAUACAGACAAAUUACUAAAUACUUUACUAGUAUGGUAUCACAAUUGUCCUCCUUGUUUCCAUUGUCAUUAAGGAUAGAAACGAUGGAGAAUAUAUUUUCCUUGUUAUUUUUACGUUACGAAGAUCUCAACGCUACGAAUGCCAGUUUCAAAGAUGAUUGCAAUAUUUAUUCGAUGGAAUAUGAGAGAUUAGGCUUCGUAACUAAUAAUUACGUAAUGAGAGAUAUGCUGUAUUAUUUAUGGAAGAGUAUUUCGAUUACAAAAGAAGAAAUUGAUGAAUUACAAGUGCUUGAGCCACACGAAGAAACGCAACAACUUCACAAAAACAUAUCUACUCUUAUGUCGGCAUUAACAGACACUGUUUGGAGACUAAAAUUCUAUAUGGGACCUCAUUAUAUUGAAGAUGUUGGUAUUCCGCAGGAGGAGGCUGACACUUCUGUUGUAAAUCAAUCGGAACAUGCAGUUUCUCGAAAACCGAGCAUCAACCGAAUAGUCCCGCAUUGUAUCAAAGACACAUUUUUUUAUAAAAGAGACAAUACCUCGGACGAGAUUAAAUUUAAAUCUGACAGCAGCUCGGAAUCUAGUUUGGGCGAUAAUAAACGCAGAAAACGUUUUAGGCACACUGUGCCAAUGGCAAAUUAUAAUUUGACAACGCAAAAUAGAUUGUCCUUAAUAAAUUUAAUGCUGGCCUCGACGGAAAGUCUAAUCUUGCACUGUUUGUGGAAGGGUGAUUUUCAGAAGGCGCAAGAAGUAAUCGAGAUGUUCCACAUGGAAAAUACACAAUUAGAUGGUGAAGUUCGAUUUUCGGAAGCACUUUACAUAUUCAAACGGAAUAUAAAUAAGCACCUUUAUACCUUAAGUACAACAGAUUCUUCUAAAGAAUGCUCAACAAUUUCCACACUAGAGACUAUAAAAUUUGCCGCACAAGAAGGCGUACAGUCCUCCAAAUAUGUCAAUCAACUCGAAACAUUUUUGGCUUCUCAACAAGUACAUUUACGAAUGUUGGACACAAAUAUUCUACAUAGCAACGAGAUAUUAACUCUUAGUGUGUUGGAUCUAAGCUUGACUGUAAGCCAAACCUAUCAUGUUUCGAGUAAUCUGUGCAAUGUUGCGAUGAAGUAUCUGAAGCUCUGCAAAACGUUUGACAGCACGGGAUACUCAAAUUUUUUUUUAAGGAUUUGUCAAUUGUUUUAUGAAAAUAGACAUAAUAUUUCCGUGAACACUAUACUGUGUGACGCCAGAAUUCCAUUGUACAUUCAAGAAUGGGAAGAGUAUGAUGCCGUUUGGAACGACUUUGAGAAUAAUUAUCGCACAUGGUACGAUCUCGAGAGAAUAGAGAUUGAGGCGCAAUCUCGCAACAAUAAUUAUGUUACAGGAUUAAAAACAAUAGAAAGAAUGUUUGAUAUUUUUAAUAGCAAGAAAUAUCUUUACAACAUCUAUUCUUAUCUGCGACUUAUAUCCACUAUUAUCCCAGACAACAUCAAUAUACAAACAGUGUCCGAUUUAUUGAAGACGUCGCUACAUUAUUAUUUUGGAUAUCAGAUAUUUGAUUUGAACACGGAACUGGAUCAGUUUGAAGAGGUUGCUUCUAGUUUGCAAGUGAAUUUAAUAGACAGCAUCCUUGUAAACGCAUGUCCAAAUAUUCCUUGUUACAAUAAAAAGAACUAUAGUAGCAUCAAAGAUUCCGAAUGCAUUAUAUUGAAUAAAGAUGAAUCGGGUAUAAAAAAUGUCAUGGUUAAAAGGCCAAAUCAAUGUGCCUCAGAAAUAUUGACAGAGCUACUGCAGGUUCUGCACAAUAUAAGUUCAGGACGGUCUCAUCUGGAUAAUUCAUAUUUAAGGAGUAUUUCCGAUCAUGCAGAUGUACGAAUAAUUCUAAGUAAGACGUCGAAUCUUGCUAGUCUCGAUCUUAGCGAAUUAUCAGUAGGAGACGAAACGCUGACAUUUUUUCUAAAUGUUUGGAACAUCAUGUUCCUUCAUGCGAGUCUGGAUGUGUGGUCUAGGGAUCCACCGUUCGAAAGUUUGAGACACGCGAUCUCGCUGAUGUCUAUUGGCUAUAUGAUUGGUGAUCUGGGUCUGGUGACUCUCGCCGCGCUCCGAUCGAAAUUACUGGACAGCUUCGAGAACGAUUCUAAACUUUUCAUCCGAGUGGAGGAGAUCAACGAAUUAGCAUGGCAGGAUUUAGACCUUGUGCAAAAUCCGGCAAUUAUUUUCGCUAUGGCCAACGAGUUUUACGACACGCCUGAAAUUCGUGUAUACGAGGCACAGACGUUAAACAACGCGUUGAAUGACUCAGCUCGCGAUUAUAUCGCAUACUACUCAUCGGUAUCAUCUAACGAUUUUGUAGAUGGAUCAAGACGAAAGAUCAAUUUUCCUGAUUUUGUGAUGCCGUAUCAAGACACAUUUUUACAAAAUACUGAUGUCAGCGCUACAAAUGCCAACAGAAGUUUGCUUUUAAUGGUCGGCUUUGAACAAUUAAAUGGAAAUUUGGACGUGAAAUAUACGACACCCAAUUAUAUGUACAAAGUGAUACUAAAAUAUUUUGAGCACAGUGUACCCAGCAUCAUAACCACGGAUGUCGUGCAGACAUCUAUCUGGCAGACUCGGACGCUGAGAUCCAGUUUACUACAAUAUCUAGAAAGACACUGUUGGUUCCUUUCUUAUCUUAUACAGAGAAUGUACAACGAGAACUCAAAUAUCUUGGAGAACAAUUAUGAUAAUCUAGAACGUAUUGCAUGCCUUGAGAACCUGUUGAAUUCCUCAUGGAUCGAUGAGCUGAAAAUGUUGUAUAACAACAAUCGAACUCUUGUAGCUGUUCACGACAGCGUGUCCACGCAUGAAUUGUGGCGUCACUUUGAGCUCAAAAGAAAUUACAAUUGGCAGAAUUUCUUACAGAUACUAAAUGCGCUGGCAGAUAGUGUCAUGAAGUGCAACACGGAACUGCAGCGCUUUAAAGAUUUAAUUUUGAGUCAGACACUCUCCAAUUUAAGUGUCCUGUCUGUCACCCAAAUGCUGCAAAAUUUGUACCAAAUCAAAGAUAUACACAUACUAGCGCAAACAAUAUUGCACAACAUCAACAAGUGGCCUAUGAUUUUGUGUGAGCACGCCUUGAAUCACGUGUUGCGGCACGAGUACCAUCACAAACUGCCGACGCACUGCAGACACCGUAUGAGCGGUAUCCUGCGCAGGAUAACGAUUUUCCACAAGAUGAUUCCAUACUGCAUAAACAGAUCGAAUAGCAUGUGGUACGAUAUUAUGUACUGCACAGAAAAGAUCGAUUCAUUCGAAAUUAUGAAAUCCCUAAUUGACGUUGAACAGUACGAGUUGUGUUUGGAAUGGUUGGAGUGUCAGGCGUUCUCCCUGGAGAUGCAAAUCCCUGUGAUUCAAGACAUUUUGAUCGGCCUCUUGAAGAAUGAACGGCAAGAUUUCAAGCAAGCUUUAAAGUUUCUUCAAGCGUUACCGCCGAGCCAAUCGAUAAAGAUAUGUAAAGGAGUUCUCAAAAAAUUAGAAUCUACUAAUACAUUACAGUUUAUUGUCGACUAUUUAUUGGGCCACUGCAAAACGGUAGAACAACCAAAAUAUCGGAAGACCUUGGUAGGACUGGAAAUUCUGAAGAUUUUGGAAGACAAGGACAGAGCAUUAUACGUUCAUUUGAUAAAGGAACCAUUACUGAUGUUGGAACAAUUAUUAAUGAAUUGCAAAUUUGAAAAUAUCCAAAAGAUCUUGAAUACAUUGUACGAGGAUUUGAAACAUCCCGAUAUAGACGUCAGUAAUUUUGACAAAGUUGUAAGGUUUUAUGCCAAAAAGUCGUUAGACUUUCGUGUGUCACUUCAACGUGACGGUAUUGAAAAUAAAACCAAAAAUAUUUUACAGUCUAAUUUUGAAGCGGAAAAUAACGAUUUUGUUAUGCCUCUUAACGUACCCACGAAAGAGGAAUGGAUCCCGAAUGACAGGGCGAAAGAAUGCGGUUGCUGCAAAGCUGUGAGAUUUUCAAUGUUUAACAGACGGCAUCACUGUCGACGAUGCGGUCGUGUUGUUUGCGCCAUGUGUUCCCAACAUCGCAUGCAAGUUGCUGGUUAUCCCAGUUUCGUAUUGGUACGUGUGUGCGAGGAUUGUAAGCAUCAAACGGUGUUGCAAAUGCGUGCGGUGCAAAGUGUCCCAUCGACAUCCAGCAGCGAACUAUUUGAUUAUUGGCGAUUAACGAGAGACGAGAAACACAAUCAUACCAUAAGAGAAGAGUUUUCAUUUGAGCACGCGCCAAAUAUUUCUCUGUGUCUUGCUAUUCUUAAUUUGCACUGUGAUCCAAAGAUAUAUACCAGUUUUCUACUAGACCGUUGCGAUGAAAUGAAGCAACUACUUCAACCCGAUAGCGGCGGUAGGAUAAAUCCCGAGGUCGACCACGCCGUGAUUAUCAAGAUGAUACGUUCCCUGCUACUUGCGGCCAAGAUGAAAUGCGCAAAAUUCGGUUUCAACACCGGCCUAGCGCAUUGCGAUCGAUUCCUGUCACAGGUAGAUUUACUUGCGACUCUAGUCCAAUCUGAUUGUGUAGCACUUAUACCGACAGAUGAUCUGGACGAGCAUGCACUGAGAAAACUACGCGAUCUUCUCACCGAGAAGGAGCGUUGGACAUUAGCAUUGGAUGUCAGUACGAAGGCGGGACUCGACACGCAGGGUGUGUGGGCCGCGUGGGGAAAGGCUUGCUUAAAGGUGGGACACUUGGAUCAGGCGAGGGAGAAGUUCCAUCACUGCCUUGACAAAAUUGUGCACGAGGAUGUCGACGAUUGGGUCGUGUUAUCCUAUCUUAAGGAAAGUCCAGUUGAAAGCUUUAAAGGAGAGUUAACAGAAAUGAGGGAGAAAAAAGUGUGCGGCUAUUCAAAGAGGAGCGAGUAUUCCAAGUACCGACCGUUGAAAGAUCCACCAUUGCUAACGGAAAUCCUACAGAUAUUGGAUACCUUGAGCAUGCACCGAUCUCGCACACAGCAUUUAAACUUGCAGCCUAAGUCCGACACAGCGCAGGAAAUUCUGCAGACGCUUAACAGCUUGAUAGCUGUCAGCCAGAAUCAGUUCAACAUUAAAUAUCUGACACUCGCCAAUCAAACAAUUUAUUAUCAGGAGAGUCUGUACUAUUUGCUGGCGUACGGAAGCUGUAUUUCCAUUUUGCAGUUUUUUUUGAGACACAGAGAAUUCAACAAGUGCGUAGCGUACGUCUUAGACAACGACAUAGAAUGUGAUCUGUUUCUCAAUGGAGUCUACUUGCACUGUCUGAAGAAUGGACACAUUGAGAAACUUCACGAUGCAAUGAGGACGAGAGAUCUCACGUUGGCCGUUUGGAAGAAGUACCUGAUAUCCGUGUGUCACUUCAUGGAGAGAAAACAGUAUUGGCAUAUUUUGUAUCAGAUACAGCUCUUUAUGCGGGAUUGUGUGAGAGCGUCUAUCACAUGCAUCCGUUUCUAUACCGAGGAGGCGAACACCUAUUCGGAUCUGCACAAUAGGGCGCAUCUAUUACAUGACGCUCAGAAGCAUCUAGAAUCGGAACUGCAGCUGGAAAACUUAACUAAAAGAAGGAAGAACAUAAAUUCUGUCUUGAGUGGUCACAGCAGCCAAAACUCUUUAAUGAUAGAGAUGGAACCUUCGGAAAUAGAUAGACAUAUAAACACUGUAUGCAGACAGACGGAAAUCGUCAAGUUCCUGGCAAACUGCGAAAAAGAAGGAAGAGUCUCGGCUGAAUUUUUAAAUCUUUUUCCGGUUGUUGAUAACGAUAACUCUCAGUCUCUUCAAUUGCCUACAUUAUUUGGUAAUCAACAGCAGAAAAUACACUUGGCCGUUUUAGCUAUAUUGUGUGGCCGUGAUAUUGGAGAAGGAUUUGGUAUAGCUUUCAGGAUAAUGCAAGAUUAUAAUCUUCCACAACAGAAGGUGUAUUCUUUAGCCGGCCAUGUAUUAGCUUUAAAAGAUAAUGUAGCCGCAAUCAAACAAUUGAUCAAAUGUUGCCGCAGCUCUGGAGCGCCCAAUGUCACCGUCAUUUCUGAUUAUGUUUUGACACACUGUGUAAAAUUAUUGUUGACUCAUUCGUACACCGAACAAAACUCAGCACUCAAGAAUGAUAUAGAUACUUUAAUCAGAUUGAUAAUCGACACGGAACUUAGAAUAAAUGCAUAUAUUGAAAGUAAACAACUGAAGGCUGCAUAUCUGCUCGCGGUUAAGCAUUCCAGGGCCCAAGAUAUACGGAGAAUCUUAAAAGAGUCAGAUAGACUUGGUCAAAGUGCAAUUAAAGCGAUAUGCUUGAAGUGGUUACAACAAGAACCAAAAGGUUAAACAUUCGCAUCUAUUCUGAUAGAAAAAAUUGAGACUACAAUAAUAUAUAUAAAAAAUUGCCAAUAAAAAAUUCAAGAUUUAAAAGUCUGAUACUUGAUGAGUGUACACGUGAGCGGUCGCGAAUACGAUCGCUCGAACUUAUAGCCGGAUCAGCUCAGAGCUGAGCGCGAAGUGCACAUUAUGCAAAUCCGUAGAUUUGCUGGAGGGACAGACGAGCACAAAAUAAA